Solea solea (common sole) is the source of this 9211-nucleotide messenger RNA. It is a transcript of the gene rbfox1, whose product is annotated as RNA binding fox-1 homolog 1. Lineage: Eukaryota; Metazoa; Chordata; Actinopteri; Pleuronectiformes; Soleidae. Gene Ontology annotation, biological process: regulation of alternative mRNA splicing, via spliceosome; nervous system development. Bases 524 to 1729 code for a protein of 401 amino acids. The transcript is spliced from 12 exons. The record is from RefSeq and is a predicted model, not a curated record. Gene Ontology annotation, cellular component: cytoplasm; nucleus. Gene Ontology annotation, molecular function: mRNA binding.
UGCUGAGAGCGGUUGAGAGCGCGGUGUUGUGGCUAGCUUGAUAGCAUCGCGUUUGUCAAGGCGGCCUUUCACAGAGAAACUUCAAGUCAUAAAAAAUGUUAGUCCAACUCCAGAAGUGGAAUGAAAAGAAAAGGUUCUGAAAGUGGAAAAACGUAUUCUUAUUAGUUGUUGACGCGCGCACAGCGUACCGGAAGCUGCAGAGUGAAAACGACUUUGACUUCCGCCGGCUCCACAUUGAAGUGACAGUCCUGUAGAAAGUUUGAGGCGAGGAGCUCAUCAGACCUUCUGCACUUUGUGACACUUAACGAGCUGACUGAGAGCAUGCCGCAGCUGGGUCACGUGCUGCUGACCAGCCCCGUGUCCACCUCCACCGUGGAGCGGUCAUACUCGGCUCUGAACGCCAGAACCAGAACCAGUACUGGACCGGAUCGCCUGGGAGCUUUGGUACUGAUGUCCAUAGAGAAAGGACUUGUUUUGGAGCUCAAGUCAAAGGCGAAACUUCACAAGGAAAGACCGAGAAUGGAUGUGGUGUUCAUGUAAGGGUAACCAGGACACACCGGCACCACCGGACCCAUCCAUGGCCCAGGCAUACCAAUCAGCCCAGUUUGCCCCUACUCCCCAGAACGGCAUUCCAGCUGAGUUCACAGCUUCACACCCCCAUCCACAUCCCCACGCCCAUCCACAUCCACACCAGCACUCGGCAGCACCACAGGACUACACUGGAGUCCAGGCCUCUGUCAGUGAACAUCCACUCAACAUGUACCAGUCCUCGCAGAGCCACAGUGAACCAGGCGGCUCAGACUCCGGCAGUCAGAUAGUCACCGGCACAGCCACACAGACAGAUGACGCCGCGCAGACAGACAGUCAGCCGACAACACAGACUGCACCUGAAAGCACAGACAGCAAGGCCCAGCCCAAAAGACUUCACGUCUCCAACAUCCCCUUCAGGUUCAGAGACCCAGACCUCAGGCAAAUGUUUGGCCAAUUUGGCAAAAUCUUAGAUGUGGAAAUCAUCUUCAACGAGCGUGGUUCAAAGGGUUUUGGAUUCGUAACAUUCGAGCACAGUGUGGACGCCGACAGAGCCAGAGAGAAGUUACACGGCACCGUGGUAGAAGGUCGUAAAAUAGAGGUCAACAAUGCAACAGCCCGAGUGAUGACAAAUAAGAAGACAGUCAACCCUUAUGCAAAUGGCUGGAAGUUAAAUCCAGUGGUCAGUGCUGUCUACAGCCCAGAAUUCUAUGCAGUACCAGGUUUUCCGUACCCAGCAGCCAGUGCAGCAGCAGCAGCAGCAGCAGCAGCAGCAGCAGCAGCAGCAGCGUCGUACAGAGGAGCCCAUCUACGAGGUCGAGGACGGACUGUGUACAACACAUUUAGAGCGGCUGCUCCUUCUCCUCACCUCCCAGCUUAUGGAGGUGUUGUUUACCAGGAUGGAUUUUAUGGUGCAGAUAUUUAUGGUGGUUACGCUGCCUACAGAUAUACCCAGCCUACUGCUGCCACAGCUGCUGCCACAGCUGCUGCCUACAGCGACAGUUACGGACGAGUAUAUGCUGCUGACCCCUACAACCACACACUCACUCCAGCAGCCACAUACAGCGUUGGUGCCAUGAACGCCUUCACCCCACUGACAGAUGCCAAAACUCGGAGUCACGCUGACGACGUAGGGCUGGUGCUGUCCUCUCUCCAGGCCAGUAUAUACCGAGGAGGCUACAGUCGCUUCGCACCCUACUAGAGAACAGACCUCCGCCCUAUAACCAACCUUCCAAUGGGAGAGACCUAAAGUGUGUGUGUGUGUGUGUGUGUGUGUGUGUGUGUGUGAGUGUGUGAGCGUGUGAGCGAGUGAGAGAGGACAGGAACUAUCAGAGGAGAUAUGUUACUAAGGCCCGGGUAUUGCAAUACAUGCAGUUUGUGCAUCAUUUCAGCAUCUCCUAAGAGAGAAGUACAAAAAAAAGAAUAAUAAGAAUUUAAUGACAGCUGAUAUUUUUCAUCUUAUACCUCAGAUAUUUUGUGCUGUGUAUUUUGAUAUUGUGGGUUUUUAAUUUCUAAAGAUUUAAGCAUAGAUUAUUAGCUGUAGAGGUUGUUUUUUUUUUCACGGUACUAAGUGAGAGCUGCUAGAGUAAAGAUUAGGACCCUGAAGGGAUAUUUAUCAGAUUCAAACUGUUAGGGUUUGUAUAGAACACCAAACCUGUAGAAUAUGACAUAGUCACACUGAGGGUUUAAUGUUUUUUCAAGAGUGUUUUAAUGACUAUGAGAGUCAAGUUGUGCUUGUUUUACUUCUCUCAUCUUCAUUUGUCAGUUUAUUUAGCAAUGAUAGAAUUGUUUUUAUUUACCUUGGUUUGAGAGGAAGUUGAAACAAGUUGAGUUAUCUUGUUUGAGUGAAUCUUCUGAGGGCAUGACGGGCAAAUUAGAGGUGGCGCUGCGAUCUCCAGGAUCUCCCAGUCUCCAGAAUUGAAUGUUGCCGCUGUACAUUUCUGCAAACCACAACUACGUGAACUCAAAUGAUUUUACCUUUUGUAACGUCUGAGUUGAGGGUGACGAUAACCAUUAUCCUGGUUAUGAAUGUGGAGGUUAGUGCUCAUAAAUCAUCAGGGCUUUUCCUCAUCAAUGCGACAACUAAAUCAAAUGAAAUACUUGAACGUCCCCAUAAUAGUGUUAAUUCCAUCCAAACGCCUCACCAUCUUUUGUGCUUGUGACCCAUGAGAACUUCUUGUUUCCUUGAGAAAACACUGUCAAUUCCAUAAAGCCACGUGGGCCUGUCCUCACAACACUGUAAAAUCCAUAAUUGUUCUUCACAAAAACAUUGCAUUGCUGGAUAAAUCCAUACUGGGAUGUCUUCACAACACAAUAACAUCCAUAUUAACACACUGCAUUACACUGUAAAUACAGCAAAUACUUUCCCAAUUUCCCAAAAUGUGACAUUCAAGCAUUUUUUUUUCUUUUCACAAUAUGCAAAUUAAGGCUGGGCGAUAUGGGGAAACAAAUGUUAUCAUGAUAUACUUGUUUAUAUCAUUUGAUAUCACGAUACAAGUCAAAUUAGUAUUUCUGUAGGGCUUAUAAAUGAUAUCUUGAUAUUUUUUAAAAAGCUGCACACAGUUUGUUUCUCUGGACUCAUGAAAAGUUUCAUUUUGAGAUGUUUGUGGUUCUCAAAGGAGAGUACUUGCCUAUAAAUAAAUAUGGUCAAAUUCUAUAAUCAAUAAAUACAUAAUUAGGCUUAAAAUUAAAUAAAAACAAAUAUUUAUCAAUAAGUACAAUAUUUAAUUGCAUAAUAUUUAGUAAUAGUAUUAACAAUAUCAUUAAUCAAUGCAACAAUGCAACAUAUAUCACGAUAUGAUGAUGUCUCAUGUCACCAUAUCAAUAAAAUGUUGAACACUUGCCCUGCGUGCCACAUAAAAGCAUAAAAGCAUAACAGCACACUCGUGAAAAUGUAUUUUCUCUUCAGAAUGGACAAAUGUUUGCAGCAACAUUUAUCUGUGAGAUAGGCUCAGAUGCUGAGAGCAGUAGUGGAUCAUAUUUCUUGUCUAUAAUCUCAAAAAUCAUGACUAUUUAUCUUGUUAUCUCAUAACAUUGCACGUUUAUAAUUAUUUCUGCCAUAUUAAGUUAGGAAAGUUGCUUAGAUCAUAUCAACACAAGGUGUUCUUACGUUGCUCCAUGAGAUCAUUCACGUUCCACAUAUGGAAACAAUCGCUGAGGCCUUUGUUCUUCUUCUCUGAUCACAUCAUUAGUUCCUGUGGCUGUGUGAAUUAGAUGAGCUAAUAAUUAUUGGGCGUCUUGUAAAUGCCAGAUGUUUAUCAUGUCGCAUUAGAAGAUAAGCAACUCACAAUUGUAACAUAUGAUGUCAUAACUACAAAUGAGUUGUAGCGCUUGUUGUUCAUUAGUUGAAUUCAAUAAGUGAGAUAUAAUGUGCAGUCAGCCGAUCAUUACUGUGGAAAAGAAAUAACCAACAGAUCAGUGUAGAAUCACCCUGUCACAAUAAUGUCCAGCUCGCACAUUAUAUUGUUAAGUACAUAGCUAAUCCCUGUAAAUAUGACUUAUGAAUUAUUAUUAUUAUUAUUUUUAAGGAUUUAGAAGUAAUUGUAUUGCAUUCACUAAAUGAAAUAGUCCUUGGGGGUUGGAACUGCGUCCACAGCAACUUAUUUCCCCGUCCUCUGAGCAUUUAAGCUCCUUCGCUCCUGCUGCGCUGCUUUUUGUCCUCUUUUUCUUUUCUUAAUUGGACAAAAAUGUCAGCCAUUAACCACAAAGUGGAUGGUUACACUGUAACCUUGGUUCUCUGAGUGGAGAGACUAUAUCUGUGCUCCAAUUAAGGUUAACUAGAGUGGCCCUGCAGGCAUGGUGCUUAUAUAGACACCGACUGCCAAUUAGUGCUUGGCCAACACAGGUGAUGUGUCCUAAACCCCAGUCUCACGAGUCAAAAACCGAUUGAAACCUGGGUUUAAACAGGGUUUUUAAAAGAGAUUUCUUUUCUUUUUUUAUGUGUUGUGCUUUUUAUCAGCAUUGGCCUGGGUGAAUGCACAAACUUCUAAUAAAACAUGUUUAUUUUUGGCAGUUAUGCAAAAGACAUGCAUUCAUUUUCUGGCCGUUAGCGUAAUUGUUAGCCAUGAAUAUUAGCAGCAAACAUUACUUUUAAAGUGUGGGAUAAAUAGAUGGAGAACUCUUACACUGUCUUUUAGUGGUUGUUAAGUCGUUACCGCUGAGGAAUUCUACAUGGUCUAAAGUUCAAUACAAUUGUAUUUGUAUAGCACACGUUACAUGGAAAGGUCAAGACCUUACAAUAUUUAUGGAGUGACCCAAUAAACAAGCACUUGAUAACAAUGGAGAGACAAAAAGGCUUUUAACACAAAGACCAGAACCAGAACCAGAACCAGUCUACGAACACCUGCAUUGACUGGUUCUCGUAGGUGAGAGGAGAGAGGAAGGGGGGGGGGGCGAGUGUUAGCUGCAUUAUGCACUAAAUUCUGUAACUGAACACUAAACACUGUGAGUUACUUCUGCAGACACCAACAAAACCUCCUGUAUAGACAAUUAGGAAGUGACUGUGCAAUAUCGCAAAUUCAAUGGUCGAUUGAAUGAAGGACAAUAAAAAAUAGAAUAUAGUAACUAUAUUGUUGUUGCAACAAGACGUCGCUCUUGUUUUAAUGUCUCUUAUUGGUCACUGCCUGGUUUUCAAAAAGUCCAUUGCCAGUAAGCUGUCAACCAAACUGUGGCGAUGUUUGUCAGUCGGGUAUUUGCGGAGGUUAUUAAGAGUUUAGCGUUUAACGAUUAACACAAUUUAGCGGAGGCUGUGCACAGAGGAAUACAAACUGAAAUGCCCUUAUCCAUGUUGUAUCCCUAACUACUAAAGGACAAUGUAAAUGUUUAUUACCUAUACUGGAAAUUGUAAUUGCUACUGGAGUACCUGGAGCUGGUCUGUAUUAUAGCUGAGGUUGUAUGUGAUGCUCUGUGCACCUUAAUCUAAACUAAGGACUGUAUAUGCAAACAUGUGCGUGACUUCACCCAUGCCAAAGGUUUAUUCCAUUUUGUCUGACAUGCUUCACCUGCUUUCCAGCUUAAAAACAUCACUAAAAGAAAAUAAGGUCAAAGGGUAAAUCCCAUUUAAAGUUUUUGCUCGGGUCACACUGGACCGGGUCAUAGAGAGAAUCAAAGUGGAUCAUAGAAAGUUUUACGAGCCAAUUUGUACCAGAAACCUGAUUUGCUUUGUGUAAUUUACGUCAGGUAAGAGGAUUUACAUAUUUAGUCAUUCUUUCAAAACAAAAGACCUGUUUUUAUGUUAUCUUUGCUCUUGGUAGUGUAACAGAGUGCUUACAUUGUCCUCGUCUUACUUACUUUAGCACCACUUCCUUUCAUCCUUUCAAAAUAAGAGCCACUGACUGCAGCUUUUAAAUACUUUCUGUGUAAAUCUUUUGCCAUAACACUUGGCAAUAAACAUCGCUUUCAGUCGUUAUUCUUGUACACUUUUUAGUGUUACUCUCUUCUUUUUAGGUUUCUGGUAACAACUUGGCAAUAAGAAUAGUUUACAGUCGUAUUUCUUAUUAAGGAAAAUGCACGUUUUUAUGUAACAACUGUCAAAAUAUGUAAGCGGUAACAGGAAGUCGUCAAACUUCGCACAUACGCAGAACUCAUUGGGCUCGCGGUAUCAAAUUGGAUUUUGAUCCUCAGUGUGGACAACACGAGUGCUUAACACAGGUGCUGAAUGGAAGCAUCCAGUGUGGCCCAGGAAUAAUGAUUCCAUGUCUGCUCCUGACAUAAUACGGUAACUGAGUCAUGAUUAUUGAUAAUAAUGAUGCUCUCAGAAGUGUGGUUCAGUGUGUGAGUGAACCUGCAAGUGGGCUGACAAAACACUGGGGUUUUAUCACUUCAAGCCAAAGGUUCUAGUGGACAUAUCUGGCAUGUGUGUGUGUGUGUGUGUGUGUGUGUGUGUGUGUGUAGUCAAGAUUCCACAUCGAUAUGAAUUAUGAGAUAACCAUUUAAUGCUUAGUCCAUGUGCUGAGUUAUGAAAAAGAAUUAGGGCCAGGUGCAUAUGACAAACACACACACAUCUGAGGUUAAAGGUUAAAACCCCCACAAAGCUUUUAAAUAAGAUAUAUUUUGUAUGGUUUUGCUUAAUACUUCUUAUAUCCUGCAAAUGUUUUGUGAUAUCUCGCAAAAACAUUCUAUUUUGGGUUAGUUUAUAUUUGCAAGAUCAAGGAAGACAUUUAGAGAGAUUCCACAAAAGUCCUUUUUUAAAACGUAGAACUGCCACAGUGGAGAUAAAAACCAGCGAAUUCUUGUUAUAACGUGAAAGUUGCUCAUUAUGAAGAGCUGGAGAGAGAUUUAACCAGAUUAAACCAUCCAGAGAGUGUUGAGCAUGUUCAGCAGGGAGAUGUAGUCAGACGAGUCUUAUCCUUCAGCUGUGCAGUGAAAUCAAUGAACUUAAAGUGUGAUGGAUCAGUGAUAGAUCACAGUAAUCAUUUGUCAUUACCUCACUCACACCAGUGUGCAGAAGGAAGCUGAACAUCCAACCUGUUCUCAUCCGAGCAGCAUCUACUAUAUACUGCCGCUCUGUCACAUCCCUCAUCCCGUCGCCUGACAGAUGCACAACUUACGCCUUCUGUGUCUGAAAGACUCCAGUGUGGUUCAUUUAGAUGCUCAGAGCAGCAUGAGGUGAGGGUUAUAGGGACCAGGACAGGACUGAGGUUCAAAGUAGGAUAAAUAUCCAGGUUAGGCUUAGUGGAUGUUCACUGUUGCUCACACUCGAGUCUUCUAUCAGCAUUUCCAUGACCAAUCAUCAAUGAUAAAUACAUAUUAAUAAUAGAGUAUAUAUGUUUCUUGUCAGUGAGUGCUUGGUGUGGGCGGGAAUCACCAGAGACACCAUGAUACCAUGUUAUCAGGAUAUUGCGAUAUUGAGUAUUUAUGAAAUCAUACAGCGCUAGUGAGAGUGAGCAGUUGGCACCAUCUACUGGACGGAAACUAUGCCAAACUUUUAAUGUUUAUUUUUUUGCAUCAAAAAAAGGUGAUUUAAUAUCACCAUGCAAAAUAUCGCAGUAUUUGACUGUAUCCAUCCCUCUCAGUGUGUGAGCUUGAUGCUCACAGUGACGUUAAAGUGUGGAUGGACACUCGGGGCAGCUGCUCUGAGCAGACGCCAAAGGAAACCCUGUGCGUUUGUAAGGUGACGCUGAGGGACGUGGUUGGAAUGAGAACGGGCUGACACAUCACUAAUGGAGACACUCUGUAUGUUCCAGUCCUGACAAGUUCCUGUUGCAGCUGUCAACCUAGCCUCGACACCGUCACAAUCGUCCCGCCCUGAUCCCACAACAAUCAAUCAUUAAAGCCGACUUUAAGGUAAAAAACGAUCUUGUAGUAACGAGAAACUUUAUCGUUAUGACAAGAAAUGGUUCCGACACUUUUUCUCCCCCGUGGCACUUGUUCAUGUCGGUCGUUCAAUAUCCCGACCAGGGAGCUCGAAAACUCACCAUUCCUGAGAAUGACAGUUGAACUUUGAUGCUUCUAAUGUUUUAUGGCACUAAUCCUCUUCCGUACUGAGCAGUGUUAUACUGUAUAUGUAUAUCUCUAUAUCUCUAUAUAGCUCUAUAUCUCUAUAUAGAGAUAUAUAUAUACACAUAUAUAAACUUGCAAUAUAUUCAUUGGUAUAAUUAACAAUUUUAUAUUACAGGAGAGUUUUAAAUAUACAUAUAUGAAGAGCAGUGGCCAACGCUACUGUAUCUAUUUUAUAAUUUUGUCCAAUUGGUUCUGCCUUUGUUAUUUGUUGUUUAUUUCUUUGAAAAUUAGAAUUUGGGGAGGGGGGGCAGGGGUUAAGUAUAAUAAUCCAACAAUGUAUUAUAUUUGAAAUGUGCCGUGAAGAUGUUCUCUUAUAUGAAAUCCACAAUGACAUAAUGUUUUAGAUUUAGAUGACUAGAUCAGUUGUUAGGGCGAGCUAUCUCAUUUUCUAUCAAAUCAUAUUUGGAUCUUUAUUAGCCUCACUCUUUUUAGACACUCUUAGUGACCUGUUCCUUUCUUGUCAACUGUACCAUUUUGCACAUUGUAAUUUUCACAUGAACCUGACACAUAUCAGUGCCGUAGUUGUCAUUUUUCUCUACUGUUUUGUAUCAGUUUCUGAUUGUUUUGUUUUUUUUGCUCUUAAUGUCACAUCUUUGUCUGUUAUUUUGUAGAAACUCAAACUUUACUCUUUGAAAUUUACUGUCUGAAUAUUACAAUACUAAAGAAAUGUGGGAAAUCAAUUAUUUGUGGACAGGCUAAUCUAUGAUGUAAAUAAAGGUAUAUGAUCUAAACCUGUAGUGUAUUUGAAAAGCGCUACAUGGGCAACGGGAGCUCAGCUACGGCUGCAUUGCAAUUCCAGCCUCUGGGCCGGUUCCUCUGCCUUAUUCUGUUUACAACUAUUCUCAAUUUAGUGGUGUCAUAUGUUACAUAUCUCUCUUUUGUAUUUAUAACAAAUUACAUAGGAACAAGUCUCAGAUGAAGCCGUGAGAGCCUCGGUGCCCUUUGGCUCUGCUGGUUUAAACCACCGUCUGUGUGCUGUGUGUGAGGACCAUCGGUCACAGACGGGAAGACUCAUAGUCCUCACCAUGCUGAAUGUCUGACUCCUACAACUACUUUAUCCAAGCUCUGCUUCCAGUAGGUGUUGUGGUUCAAAACAUAGCUUCCUACUUCCUGUUCACUGUAUGUGCAUGCACUAUGGUUCUUCCACUAAUCAAUAACCAUCAAUAAAGUUUGGUUUUCUCAA